ACAGUGAUGGUGGGACCGUUGGGAUCUAACAUUACCGUUCACACGGAGUAAUUGUUGGUCUUUAAAGAAACCAAUGAGCGCCAUAUUUCCAUUAAAAACUAUUUUAAUACGGGCGUAUGGUUUUUCUAACGGUUUAUCUAACGUUAGUUAACAAUGUCGCGUUUUUGUUGACUUGCUAGUGUCUCACACACCCGGUGCAGUGCUUCCAUUGGCAACACAAUAUCUCUACGGUUCUUUUCCUUCACUCUCACUUGACAUGGACCUGGACAUUCGUCAGUAUCUAACCAGGGCAAAUGAGCAACGAGACUCCGGAGCUCUCCGGUCAGCCUACCGUUUAAUCACGGACAUGACGGCAGCUGCAACCAGCGGGCGAACUCCACGCGUUGCCCCGGAGCUGCACGUCGCUUGUGCGGAAGCAGCUCUACAGCUGGGUUGUUUGGAGAUAAGCACGGCGUGUCUAAAGAUGUACUUUGAAGGGAAUCCGCCGGCUAAUCAAUUUUUGUGUCGAGCCUACCUCUGCCAGGGCCAGCUGAAGUCUCCGCCGGCCACUGGGAGUGUGGCAGACUUUGAAGAGGCUGUGCUGCAUUUUCUUAAAGCAAUUGAAAUCUCAAAAUCUGAACAAAGAUACCACUUCCUAGUGUUCAAUGCCUCCGUGCUGUACUUCCAGACAGUGCGUCCUCUCUUGCAGCCAGGGCGGUGCCUUCACCUCAUCCCCUCCCUCAGGCAGGUGGUCCAGAGUCUGGAGGAUGUGGCAGACCAGGACCACAGCUGGAGGGCUGAACUCAUGAUGCACCUGAUCAAAUGUCUUGUGGACUGUGGGGAAACGGAGGAUGCUGUAAAUUUAGCUAAAGUUACAGAAGAAUUCAUCAAGUCACAUACCCCACAUCUUUAUCAGAGACUCUUUAUGUUACUGGUACAUCACAAGCUGGCAGAGAGUGAUGUCCUCAUUGAAAUGAGCAGGCAGUGCACUACCUUAACAGUCAUUUACAAAGUACAGGAAUUUAAAAACAGGUUGAAAGAAAUGAAUGAGGGUGAGUCAACCAAAGAGGAGCUGGAGCAGAUUUUCCAUUUCCUGGUGGACUGUAGCAAAGUAACGACUACGCCUGUGAACUCCAGCCCUCUUCAGAGCCCAACACCCAUCCAACCAGCUGACAGAUCUGCCUUCCUCCUGGAGUUGGCUCUGCUGGCCUUGCAAGUGAGGCAUCAGAAAGUAGCUGCCAGCUGUUUGAAAGAGCUAAAGUCGGCAGGAGAGGCUAGUAUCGGCCAACGCAUAAUAAUGGAAUGUGUCAACUGUGAAAUCAACCUCCUGAAGAGAGAGGCGAAGAUGAAUGACUAUUCCAAAGCCAGUGUGGAGGCCCGGCUGAGGGAGAUAAGCAAGCUGGAUCAGUGGCUGCAGACUGCAGUGAGGGAGGGGGAUCCUCAGGCCAUACAGGCAGUGUGUGCUACCCAGUGGAGCUCCUGCCUGCCCCUCCUGCAGCACAACCUCAGGAAACGCAUCAAGACACCUCUGCUCAGUGUGGCCCAAGUACUGGAAGACAUGCAAAGUAUGUUGCUGGAGAUGCGCUGUCAAGUCCACUCAGAGCUGGCAGUGAUUGAAGAGGAGGAGGGGCGCCUUGAGGCUUCCUUGACUCACCUUCAGAAAGCCAUGCUGUUGGAUAACGGGACACAACGAGAACGCCUGUUGUCAGCUCUCCGCCUCCUGCAGCUCAGAGGGACCCUCUACCAAACGCCCUCCCGGACCGAGGAUAAAGCCGCUAUGCUUAUGCAGCAGGCCAGGGACAUGCAGCCCCAAGAGAAGACAGACAGUCGUCCCAUCCUGGUUGCUGCGGGUCUCCUUUUGGCCCCCGAUGAUUUCCAGGUGGUGCUGGAUGCAGACAACACCUCCAAAAUUCCCAUAGGCAGUCUUGGAUCUGGACCAGUGGCUCAGCUCUCUGCUAAGGCUCAACAUCACUCUACAUCUGUAUGGAAGGUGGAUGGAUACCUGGCCAGACAAGGAGAUGACACAGAUAACACAGAGAGGGUGAAGUUGUGGGCAACCCUGGUAAAGACAUCCAGGAAACAGGAAGUUUGGGAUGUGUGCCGAGCUGCUUGUCGAUUCUGUUUGCUUUACGAUGACGGGAGAUGGAACAUUUCCAGGACUGACAAAUGUAGAUGCUCGGAGGAAGAAAGCUGUGCAGAAUGUCUUCACGGUUGCAAUGGAAGCCAAACCUGUGUGAGGGACUUGCUGCGCCUUUUAGCUGAAAUCCGCUUCAUCAAUGCGGAGGCCACUGUCCAAAAGCUGCUAACAGAGGGGGUGCAGCUAAACAGCCCUGCUGUCCCUGCAGUGGAGUGUGUGUCUGAAGAGGAUCCACCAUGGGCUGUUUACAGAGACUGGAUCCAGGCUUUGUCUGCCUACGCCACCUCCAACUUCUUGCGGGCAGCGGAGCUCGGAGCAGAGAUCAGGGAGCCGUGGGUGGUAGCGAAUGCAGCCAUUUACCUGUGGAAUUACAGCAGCCACUUGUUGGCAGCUGGGGAGUACCUACGCCUGCUUCCCACCUUCCAGAGUCUGGUGGAGAUGAUCCAAAAGACAGAGUACACUGGAAAUCGUGCUCUCUUUGUGCUGCUGUGUGAUGCUGUGGCCCGGGGUUUGAUCCAACCUCUGUGUGGACCAGACCACAUCGAGCCAGCCCCGCAAGGAGACAAGAGCAAAAACAGAGCUGAGAAGGGGAUGGAGAAGGCUGCCAGUGUCGCAGGGGGUUUCUUAGACCCUGCUGCCAUGCAGGAUGUCCGCAAAGCCCUAGAGCUGUGUGACUACGCCCUGCGCAUAUCCAACUGCAACAGCCCAGGGGAGACCGUCCCCAUUGCAGCAAGGAAACAGGUGGUGGCCACAUGGGUGCAGAUCAAGAGGCUCUUGCAACAGCAGAUUGGCUCAAAGAUGGACACUAAAGAUGAGUGCGAGAAUGAGGAAGUGUCGGCGAUGACGCGUGUGCUGGUUGGAGUGGAGAUGCUCCAGUGCAAUAGGGACCCCAGGCAUAUGGAGUUCUCUGUUCCCAGUCUCUCCACACUGGUGAGCAUGGUGUCUGAAUGCAACUGGACUGACGUGGUGGUAGAGUUGCAGGUGUGCUGCCAGCUGGCUGCUUUCUGCCAUGAGUCCAAGGACCACAGCUCGGUGUUGUGCUGUACCAAGAGAGCUCUGCAGCUGGAAGAAGCAGCGGCAAAGAGUCUCAACACCAUCCCCUUUGUUUUCUAUGGCCUGACUGCGGUGAAUGAGAUGCUGAGCAGUGCCGCUUGUUUAAGGGGUUUGAGUUUAGUCCAUGAGUCCAAUGGGGAUCUACACACUUACAAAGAGGCUAUGAAGGUGCUUCUGUCCAGUGUCAGCUAUGCAGAAAAGGCUGAGAAUCCAGCAUUGUGUGUCAGAGCUGCCAGACAUUACUGGAACACUUGUCUACCCCUAACACAGACUCCUGAGGAAAGAUGGCAGCUGCAAGGGCCCCUGGAGAAGAUCCUGAUUGCUCUGGUUCAUACCAACACUAAACAUGCCAAUAAACAGGGCAAAGUGAAAGGCUUGCUGACCUUGACAGAAAUGCCUCUUGGGAACUCUAAACAUGAAGCAACAGAUGAAGAGGUCCUAACCCUGAGAGCAGACAUUUAUGCUUUGUUGGUCCACAUCCACAUUGAUAAAGCAGACUGGAACAGUGCUCUGCAGCUCCUGGACCGAGCUAUUAGAGACAUGCCUCGCACCAGACACAGACUACCUCUGCUGAAACACCGAAUACUGGUAAAAGCACAACUGGGGGAAAGUGUACAGAUGGACAUGCAGAAGUUACAAGAUGAAGGAGAGCAGUGCUGUUCAUUUAUGUGGCACCGGGUGGCACUGUGUGCUGGCAGUAUAACCCAACAGCUCACCUGCUACCAGAAAUCCAUCACCUCUCUGUUGAGUAUAGAGACUCAGUGGCAGAAGGUCAGCCUCCUGCUAGAAUUUGGAGAGUGGCUGUACUGUCACAACUUCCCCAAAACUGAUGCCCAACACCAUGUUCAAUGGGCCGUAGACAUCCUUCUACACGUGGAGACUGAACAGGAUGACGGAGCAGAAGAUGAGUCCAAAAAGAGGGUUUUGAGCUCAGUGAAAUGUGAGCCCCUGGUAGGAGUCCAGGGCUUGGAUUUUACACAAAGUUUGUCUAAUCUGAAGGAGGUGCGGUGCCUUGACAGCCUGGUACAGGCACACAUUCUGCUUGCUGUCAUGGCAGGCAAGACUUCUCCUGAGCACCAGCUUAACCUGCUCAGAGCUUACACCUUUGUACUUCAAAUAUGGCAGGUGUCCAUGGCAGUGGCUUGUGAGAUUUCCAGUGAGAUGGCAAAGAGUCAGCCAGCCCAGCCCCCUCCGUCUGCUGGAUCCAAAAUAGGCAAAGACAAGGGCAAAGGCAAAAAAGUCAAAGAUCCUCCCCCUGCAGAAGAGAGACCUAAACCUGUUGUCUUGGAUCAGGCAAUUCCUACCACCCCAAAGGACUGGGCUCGCUACGUCUGUCCUGACCAGGCCAGGCAGAUCUUCAGAACCAACAGUAACCCCCACUGUAUCAGUACACACAGCAUUACAAAGCAGACUCAGAGCCUGUUUUAUCUGAACCUGCUGGAAAAAGAGCUUCACUCACUCUCACUCGACCACCUGACCCUGCCCAUAAUUCAUCUAGCUGAGACCAUUGCUCAUGACCUUUUGGAUAGGAGGAGCCUCUCCGACCUCUACCGACUGAGAAUUGUGAGGACCUGUCGUCAGCUGGGUUUGGAGACACAUUCCCCAUAUCAGGAGAAGCUCCUGAAUCUGAGUGGAAUCCAAGAACAAGAACAGAUGGGGUGCCGCAAAGCGAUUGCUUUUUCUCAGGAAAGGAGAGGCCUUCACAAAGCUUACGAUCAGAAAUGUGAGCUGGAUGCAAAGGCUGGGUCAGGGCAACAGACUGUGGAUGUCUGUGCUCAGGACAUUUGGCUGGACAAAGCUGAGGUUUGCCUCAGUAUGGGGCUCUAUCAACCCGCCAGGCAGCUCCUGGCAGAGGCCCAAUUGGUGGCUAUGGAGCUCGGAGACCAGAAAGCAAUAGCAAGAAGUUUGCUUAGUCUGGCCAUUCUGGGUUGUGAAGAGCAGAACUAUGCCCAGGCUCUGAUCCUGCUGGACAAAGCCCAAGCCCUGGGUGGGGAGGGGGAGUUCUGGUACCAGCUCACCCUCACCAAGGUCAGAGCUGUAGUAGGCCAGGGAGACAAAGAUGCAUACAAGGCUGAUCAGAUUAUAAAACAAGGCUGUGGGGCUCUGAAGCUACUUAUGGAGCAGCAAGUAAACCGAGUCCCAGAACUCACAUUCUUGAUCACUUCAUUAGAGAUGAGAGGUGCCAUUGAAUGUAUACAUGCCCUUGGUGGUGGUGAACCGGGAAAGACACUGAGCCCAGGGGUUGUCCAGAGACUAAUGGCCGCCUGCAAUACACUCAGAGAGUGUGCCAGUGGUUUCACUAAACUCAGCUACAGAGAACAUGCAGCAGAGGCACAUGUUGAGAAUGCACAUGGUCUGAGAAUCCUAGCCAACCAUACGACUUACACCGAGGACAAACAGCGCUUCCUGCUCGAUGGCCUCUCCCAAAUGCAGCUAGCUGUUACAGAGCAGGAACAUGUGGUGCUGAAUGCACAGAGGCUGCUCUCCUCACAGGAGGAGAGUCAUGAACUGUCACUGGUGGCCAUGCGGAGGCUGCUGCGCCUGCGCCUGGCCCUGAUCGAGUUUUGUUUGGCCAUACUGGAGGAACAAUGUGCUGAGAAGACACGUCAAGCUAUGGCCCGUGAAAGAAUGACCUCUGCUGAGAUAGCACUGGAGGAGUAUACACGCUGCACACCUGAGCCCAACUCUAUAGAGCAGGAAUGGUUGAGUCAGGGCAGCACCCUGGGGCAGGUGGCUCUGGGCCAGCUGGCUGCACUACGUUCUCACUCCCUGGACAGUAUGGAGACCAGAGCUGGCUGCCUGAGUCUGAUAGGAAAGUACCUCAGACUGCUGGCUGUGCAGGAGGACCCUGUUUAUCUAUGUUCUCUCUGGAACAGACACAAACAGAAGGGGGCCUGGUCUGACCCUGGAGCUGUUUCUGUGGAAAAGGAGGAUUCAGAGAAAGAGAAAGACAGAGGAUCAAGCAGAAGAGAGCCGAGGGUGACCUCUGCCAAAAGUGCUGAGCUGCAGCAGAGGAGGCAUAGAGCUCAGCAGCUGUUGGCACAGGCCAGUAAGUCGCUGGCUGAGGCCGUCAGCCUGUGCCUCCAACACAAGCUGCCUUCCUCUAUCCUGGCUGAUGCCUCUCUCAACAUGUUGGAGUGUCAUGGCCACUCUGACCCUGCAGUGGCAGGUCAAUAUCUUGCCCUGUUUCAGAGCUGCUGCACUGUUGCUACAAUGACCAAGGUCCUAAGUUCUGCCUGCGCUGGCACUAGUGAGUCGCAACUCUCUGCUCUGCUCAGCCUUCGCAGGAAACUGCUCUUCUCUCAGGAGGAGAGGCCCAGCAGCAUGCUAAAGGGAGUGGAGGACUCCCUCAAUAGCCUCUCCAAGGCCUUCAGCCACCUGACCAUCCAUCCCAGCCACCUAAACAUCCUUGCAGAGCUUCCGCCCAACCUGAAGAUCCUACUGCUUCAGCACUCUAAAGACGGGUCAGAACUUUACGGGGCCUUCUAUGAGAUGACCAAAGCUCCAAAUCAAAAGGGAAAGUCUACGCAAGUUACAGGUAGCCUGACGUGCUCUAGGGUGACCAAGGUUUCAGUCUACCCACAGGCUCUGCUGGCACUGAGGGAGCAGACUCAGGCUUUUGGCCAGGAGACUAGACAUGCCCUCCUCAAGGAAGCCUGUUGGCACGUAGCUGAGGCAAGGCUGGAGGCCUCCACGGAGCAUCAGAAAACUGCUCCAGAGGAAAUGUUAGCACCUCGCUUCAGAGAACUUGUACAAGAUAUGGAAGACUAUUUGAAUCCACUUCUCACACAGUUUGACUUGUCUUGCUUAAGGCCCCAGGCUGCAUCACUACCAGUCCCUGAAAUGACCAAAACCAAAGAUAAAGAAGCAGAAGCAGGGGAGUAUGUGGUGUUACUGGCAGACAAGAAGUUGCUGGAGCUGCCGCUAGAGGCCUUGUCCAUCCUGCAGGAGGAAGGCCUGAGUUCUGUGUCACGAGACUUCUCCCUCCAGCUUCUCCACAGUCGCCUGAACAGAGAAGAACCAGAGAAAGUUGAAAGUGACAACAAAAAGGAGACCAAAGGUGGCAAAGGAACUAAGGGGAAGGGAGAUCAAAGCCAAGCCAUCAAAGUGAUACCUGCAAAUCGUGUGCUGCCUUCUUACACAUCCCCAGUGGACACACGUAACUUCAAAUAUAUUGUUGACCCUCACAAUGAAGGCGUUUUUGGGGGGACCAGUCUGAGCACGAGGAUGAAGGAGACUUUGGAAACCCACAGCCAGAAUUUUACCCAUCUGUGGGAGGGCUUCAUGGGAAGCAAACAAAUGCCCAGCCUGUCAGAGACGGAGCAGCUGCUGUGCAGAUGCAGUGCGUUCAUUUACCUGGGGAUGGAGCGCUUCAUGGCAAACAUUCCACCUGCCAAACUAGCAGCCCUUAAUCUGUCUGAGUGUCGCGUCGCUCUGCUGUUUGACCUGGUCCAGAACAAUGCCAGUGUCCUCCGCCAAUCAAACUUUGACAUGCACAAGAGUGCAGGACAGUUUGCCCUGGAGAAACCCCUUGAGACUGCUCUGCUGCUGAGUUUGUGUGGUGUCAGCUGUAUUGUCCUCAACCAGUGGCACAACAGCCUUCAACAGAACACACACAAUAUGGCCAGGGUUCUAGACGAUCUACUGAGGGUCAGACAGACCUCCGGUCAGACCAUCCAUGCCCUGAGGAGAGGGGACAGUUCAGAGAUACCACAUCACAAGGAUACAGAAUCAUAUGAUCAAGUUCUCCUCACUGACUCAAAGGAACAUGAUGUUCACCACAAAACAACUCCAACACCAUCAGCCUUCAACUGCGUUCUUUAUGGCCUCCCUAACUUAAUUGUUACAUAAUGUACUGCAUGUCCUCAAUAUCACCUCGCCUAUAUUUCAGUUCAAGAUGAUUAAAGCCAUACGUGUCAGCCAACUAAAGCUACUGGAGUAUGAGGGGGUUAAACAUUUCAUUAAAGAUGAUCCUUAAUUCAUGCCUUACAUUUUCCAACCCAUUCCAGCUUUAUGAGAAUACUGAUUUAAUACUUGAUAUUUUUUAUAUUGUUUUUACCGUACACAGCAGACGUUAAGAUACAAUACGCACUGUGCCUGGCUCCAUAAAAUAAAGCUACAGCCAAGGCUCUCGGAGAGGGGAGCUUACAGUGACUCACUCUAUACAUGUCUUGUAUUAUUAAAAUAGCAAUGUUACUGCUAACAUUGUGCUCACAAGUUGUACCUCUGGGAUCUCUGCCUCACAGAUAACACUCAAUAUAUUGAGUGUUCAGAGUGUGCUGUCCACAUCAGUCACCAUGAUUACCAAUAUUUCAUUGAUGCGGGUUAGUAUCGGACUUUACCAAAUUGAAUGUGAGGAAUGAUUUCCAGCCAGAUAAACACUUGACAGGACCGGCAGCCCUGCUGUAACAGAUAUACAAUGCUGAGGACUGAGCUGGAAAGCGAUGCCUCAUGGUUAGGUAUGCUUUGAGUUAUUGCUUUGUUUUCUUAUAUCUGUUAGUCAAGCCUUGUUAAAUUGUAGCUUUCAUGACAAUUAAAGCUGAUUUAAUCUUU
Dicentrarchus labrax (European seabass) is the source of this 8722-nucleotide messenger RNA. RefSeq names its product cilia- and flagella-associated protein 46. The record is from RefSeq and is a predicted model, not a curated record. The coding region runs from base 257 to 8020 and encodes 2587 amino acids. NCBI's taxonomy places the organism in Eukaryota, Metazoa, Chordata, Actinopteri, Moronidae. Gene Ontology annotation, biological process: cilium movement involved in cell motility; axoneme assembly. Gene Ontology annotation, molecular function: protein binding. The transcript has 59 exons.